Messenger RNA from Pseudoliparis swirei, 4891 nucleotides. It is a transcript of the gene map4k2, whose product is annotated as mitogen-activated protein kinase kinase kinase kinase 2. Gene Ontology annotation, molecular function: ATP binding; MAP kinase kinase kinase kinase activity. Gene Ontology annotation, biological process: protein phosphorylation. Lineage: Eukaryota; Metazoa; Chordata; Actinopteri; Perciformes; Liparidae. The record is from RefSeq and is a predicted model, not a curated record. The transcript has 32 exons. Bases 250 to 2874 code for a protein of 874 amino acids.
UUGAGUGCAGUGUGCAGCGACUGCGCUCGUGCGUGAUUGGACUCUAGCGACAGCGCGCGACACAGACGGGACGCCUCGAGCGUGCCAGCCCGCGCGCGCUCUGCCAGUCGAGACACCAGCAAUUAGUCCGCGCCAAUUAGUCCCGUGAGUCCGCAGACAGAGCCCGUUCUCUCUCCCGGGAUGUGCGAGUAACCCGCCAGGCUCACGCGCAGCACCCGGAGGUGCCCCCGGUGACGCCCCCCGGUGACCAUGGACCGGAUCGGGGUCUCAUUCCUGGACCCGUUGGACGACUACGAGCUGAUCCAGCGGAUCGGCUGCGGUACCUACGGGGACGUGUUCAAGGCUCGGUACAUCAGGACAUCUGAACUGACGGCGAUCAAGAUCGUCAAGCUCGACCCUGGUGAUGACAUCACGUCCAUCCAGCAGGAGAUCACCAUGAUGAAGGAGUGCAAGCACAAAAACAUUGUGUCCUACUUCGGCAGCUACCACAGGAACACCAAGUUGUGGAUCUGCAUGGAGUACUGCGGUGGAGGGUCACUUCAGGACAUUUACCACGUGACCGGCCCGUUGAAGGAGAAGCAGAUCGCCUUCGUGUGCAGAGAAACCCUCCAGGGUUUGUAUCACCUGCACGAAACGGGCAAAAUGCACCGAGACAUAAAGGGAGCCAACAUCCUGCUGACGGAGAGGGGAGACGUGAAACUAGCUGACUUUGGAGUGGCAGCAGAGAUCAGCGCCUCCGUCGCCAAGAGGAAGUCUUUCAUCGGAACCCCCUACUGGAUGGCUCCCGAGGUGGCUGCCGUCGAGAAGAAAGGCGGCUACAACCACCUGUGUGACAUCUGGGCCGUCGGCAUCACCGCCAUCGAGCUGGCGGAGCUCCAGCCGCCCAUGUUUGACCUCCACCCGAUGAGAGCGCUGAUGUUGAUGUCCAAGAGCAACUUCCAGCCUCCAAGACUAAAGGACAAAACCAAAUGGUCAGCAGGUUUCCAAAGCUUUGUGAAGACGUCUCUCAUUAAAAGCCCUCGUAAGCGGCCCUCAGCGGAGACGCUGCUGCAGCAUCCGUUCGUGACGCAGCUUCUGACCCGCAACCUGGUCAUCGAGCUGCUGGACAUGGCCAACAACCCUGAGCUCCACACCGGCCACAGCAUGGACGACACCGAGCUGGAGGUUGGGGAAGUGGCUCCUGACAAGAUUCAGUCAGCAGGGAAACACCUGCUGCCUGUGGAGAGGACCCUGUCUGAAGAACAAUUCGACCAGGUGAAGUUUGGGCCGCCGCUGAGGAAGGUCACGGAGCCCUAUCCUGAUCUGCAGGGCUCCUAUGAUGACGACUGGAGUCUGUCUGGAGAGGAAGACAACUCACCGAGCCUGUUGGAAUGUGUGGAGCAAGCUCUGCAGCUGAGGAGUUUAACCAUGAGAAGGGCGCCCUCUCCUGAUGGGGCCAGGAGGAGUGGAGUAUUCAGCCCGUCCACCGCGUCGCUGCCGGCCUUCAGCUGCUUGACCCCCAACACAGAGGACAGGGACCCCACGCUGAGACCCAGCUGCACCCUGGGCCCCGACGCCGCCGUGCCCUCUGACCCCAACUCCACAGCAGGUACCACAGUGCUGGCCAGGUGCUCGGCCACGCAGGACAUCAGCCAGCGCGGCGGCCUGCAGGCGGCGGACACCGCGGCAACGGAGAAGAGGAAGGGCGCCACCGUCUGCUCCCCGAAGAGAGAGACGCCGCUUUCGCCCGAAUGGAGCACGCUGAGGAAGAAGGGCGAGGACGCUAGGGCGGAUUGUCAUGGACUUCCUCCGACCCCUCAAGUCCAUAUGGGAGCCUGCUUCUCCAAAGUCUUCAACGGCUGUCCCCUUCAGGUCCACUGUGCCGUCACAUGGGUCCUACCCAAGACCAGAGAUCAGUACCUUAUCCUGGGGGCGGAGGAGGGCAUCUACACCCUGAACCUGAAUGAACUUCACGAGGACACGCUGGAGAAGCUGCUGCCUCAGCGGUGCACGUGGCUGUACGUGAUGAACAACGUGCUGAUGUCCGUCUCAGGGAAGUCCUCCCAGCUGUACGGCCACAGCCUGGCCGCCCUGUUUGAGCAGAGAGGACACCUGCACAGGAAGCACGGCAGCCUGUCGCUCGGCACCAGCCGCUUCACCGAGCGGAUCGGCUCCAGACACAGAAAGUUUGCCACGUCUGUGAAGAUCCCCGACACGAAAGGCUGCAGGAGAUGUAGUUUAGCACGAAACCCGUACACAGACAGCACAUUUCUCUGUGGGGCGGUUCCGUCCGGCCUGGUUCUUCUUCUGUGGUAUGAGCCUCUGCAGAAGUUCAUGCACCUAAAGCACAUCGCCCUGAGGCUGCCGGACUCUCUGCCCAUAUUCGAGCUGCUGGUGCUGGUGUCGGACGAGUUCCCUCAGCUGUGCGUCGGGGUGAGGGACCUCAGCAACGGGAAGCAGCCAAUCAGCGAACAGCUGCAGUUUGAUAUCAUAGAGCUGAACAGCUCGCCGACCUCAGCACCAGACAGCGGGGCGCUGGGGGCGGUGCAGGUGACCCAGAUGGACCGGGACACCGUGCUCAUCGCGUUGGAACAAACGGUGAAGAUCGUGAACCUGCGAGGGCUUCCGUCCACAGAGCUGGCCGCAGAGAUGGCGUUCGGCUUCCCCAUCGAGGCUCUAGUCUGCUUACAGGACAGCGUGCUGGCGUUCUGGAAGCACGGCCUCAAGGGGAGGAGUUUCCAGUCCAACGAGGUGACGCAAGAAAUUACAGAUCCGAGUCGAGCGUUCCGAGUCUUGGGAACCAACCGGGACAUCGUCCUCCAGAGCACGCCGACCGCCGAGCCCGCGGCCCCCAGCAACCUGUACCUCCUGACCGGGCACGAGAGCAGCUACUGAGGGAGCAGGCCUCUCCCGUUGUGGCGGAACGCCCCGAGCUGCAGCCGACCGGCCGAGGAGAGACUCGUCUCCAACUCUUACGUCCGAUGAUUGAAGCUGCAACAGAUUAAGAUGUUCAUGUCAAAGCAAAAGUCUCCCAGCUUAAAUCCCAGUGGACUGCUGCAGGGAGCCCAGUUCCACUCAUGGAGGUCUGCUGCAGCCCGACGGGAGAAGAGAAGUGCUCAUAGUAUCUGCUGUUCACCGCUCACUGCUGCCUGUCACUGGAACCAGGACAUCUAGUCGAAUGGGAGGAACCGAGUGUGAUUGGCUGAGACUGUCUGUCCAUCAGUCACGUGAAUCCACUCAAAGAGCUCUGUGAAGGAAGUGAGAGAUAUUUGUUUUCCAUUGGUUGAACUGCAGCUUCACCACUCAACCACAGGGGGUCGCCCUAGAAGCACAUCGGUCUCCACACAAUACUGCUGCGUAGUUAACCCUUUCACUCUUUCACGUCCAUUAACCGUGACAGUCUCUGAGUGUAUCGAAGUCACAGUGACACGUGAUACAGGAGCAACGUCUGGGGCUCGUUGAAAAUGUGUCUCAUGACACGAAUGCUGCAAAGCUGUGAUCACGUAAAUCCUUCACAGCAUUGUCCCAUGGGACCUGAACGCAGCAUCGAUGUCGCCCUACGGAAAGUGAUGAGGGCCACAUGUGAAAGGUCAAUCUGAGUUUAAAGUGAGUUACCCUUCUAUCCAUUUGGUAGAGCUGUCCCAGUGUGUAGUGGGAGCUAUUAUACAGUAGACUAAAUGUAUCCCACAAUGCAUCACGAACAGUAGUCACUAACCAGGCACUAUAAAUAACAUGGAGCAUCGUCUCUGAUGAAGGAAGAAUGUGGAGAGGAAAGAAAGCAGCACAAACCUCCACAAAGCAUUCAGUUUAUUAAAUACGCAUAGGACCCCAGUAAGGAUCAACACCUGGAGGGCACACGCUUUACUUUUUACGUUCUUACCUUUCACAAUAAAAGCCCGAGACAUAUACGCUGCAUUACUGCCUACCAAGAGGCAACUCAACAGAAAACGCUGAGAAUGUUGUUUUUCUCACCAGUUCGAGGCCUGUAUUUGAUAUGGAUGGUUCACCAGCAGUUCAAUUACAUAAUCAACAGGGCAAAGAAAAUGACCCAAGUACGCAACAGCUCAGGAAUGGAGGUCAAAGGUCAAGGUAACUCUCAGCGGUCCCAUGCGUGCGAUGUCUCUGGAACGCCUGUCACAAACAUCCACCUGGACUCCAGGAUGAAAUGAUUCUAAGUUGAGGUCAAAGGUCACUGACCUCUCUGUGUCCCUCCUCCGUCUGCUUUAUUAUUAAUUCAACCUCAACUUAGGCUGAAUGCACGUUUGAUUCCUCGAGGUGCCAUAGGAACAACGCAAUUAAAAUGUACUACUUGACUAAAACCUAAAUUCCACUACAUUAGAGUUUUGUGUGUAAUGAUAUUUGUUAUUUAUGGAAAGGAAACUGUACAAGUACAACUCUCCUUUCCCUGAGAGAUACUCGAAAGACAUAAUAUGCAUAUGGCUAUUUGUUUUUUAGGUUGUUUUUAUUGUCAUUGUGUAUACAUUUGAAGUAUAUGGGGUGGCUAUAGCUCAGUGGGGUAAGGGGGUCGUCCUGCAACCCCAAGGUUGUCGGUUCGAUCCCCGCUCUCCCCAUUAGUUGCCAGUCGAAGUGUCCUUGAGCAAGGCACUGAACCCCCAGUUGCUUCCCGGGCGCAUCACUGCAGCCCACUGCUCCUUAAUAACUAAGGAUGGGUUAAAUGCAGAGAACUAAUUUCCCCUUGGGGAUUAAUAAAGUAUAUAUCUAUCAUCUUAUCCAUAUAACAUAUAUAGCAAUACAUUAUGCCUUCAUGCUAUGGAAGGGUUGUAAUAUGCUAAAUAAAGAUUUUAAUAUCCUUUCAAGCUGAAGCAGAUGUGUCAUUGUUGUUAAAGAUUCACAUGUAGCCUCAACAGAGGUUUUAUCUGUUAGAAUAAAGUCUGCUCAAACAUGUAUUUUA